CGCGCUCUCUCGACGUGUUCGACGCGCGCCAUGGGUAAGACUCAGGAUGUGGUCACUCGCGAGUACACCAUCAACCUCGCCAAGGCGGUCCACGGCGUCACGUUCAAGAAGCGUGCGCCCCGUGCGGUGUCUGCGGUGAAGAAGUUCGCGCAGAAGGUCAUGAAGACGUCCGACGUGCGCGUCGACGUCAAGCUCAACAAGCACAUCUGGUCCAAGGGCAUCCGUAACGUGCCCCGCCGUAUUCGCGUUUCCAUCUCCCGCAAGCGCAACGACGACGAGGACGCGGCGGAGGACCUCUACUCCUACGUGACGGUGGCUGACGAGUCCCAGGGUUUCUCCGGGCUCGGCACCAAGGUCGUGGACGACGUCUGAGCGCGCGGCGGCGGUGGGUUGUCAACUUAGUGGGGGUAAACUUUAGGGGGCCGAGUCUCCUCUCCGCGGCGUCGGGGGGUGGGCGCGGUCGCCACCAGAAAACUCUGGGCGUCGGGACGGGUGUUGUAAUGCGACGGUUCCUUUCGCUCU
Micromonas pusilla CCMP1545 is the source of this 522-nucleotide messenger RNA. RefSeq lists its product as uncharacterized. Gene Ontology annotation, biological process: cytoplasmic translation. Gene Ontology annotation, molecular function: structural constituent of ribosome. NCBI's taxonomy places the organism in Eukaryota, Viridiplantae, Chlorophyta, Mamiellophyceae, Mamiellales, Mamiellaceae. The transcript is spliced from 4 exons. Gene Ontology annotation, cellular component: ribosome; cytosolic large ribosomal subunit. The record is from RefSeq and is a predicted model, not a curated record. Bases 31 to 372 code for a protein of 113 amino acids.